Messenger RNA from Cydia splendana, 6271 nucleotides. It is a transcript of the gene l(2)gl, whose product is annotated as lethal(2) giant larvae protein homolog 1. Gene Ontology annotation, molecular function: myosin II binding; syntaxin binding; GTPase activator activity. Gene Ontology annotation, biological process: establishment of spindle orientation; regulation of protein secretion; regulation of establishment or maintenance of cell polarity. Gene Ontology annotation, cellular component: cortical actin cytoskeleton; cytoplasm; plasma membrane. NCBI's taxonomy places the organism in Eukaryota, Metazoa, Arthropoda, Insecta, Lepidoptera, Tortricidae. Bases 299 to 3613 code for a protein of 1104 amino acids. The transcript has 27 exons. The record is from RefSeq and is a predicted model, not a curated record.
UUAUCUUUCUGAGUGAAGUACCGCGAAUACAAGUUCUAAUAUCGUGCAUAUAACCUCAGACAGGCGUUGCCUCUUUACCGAUGAUUAUCUCGUUUGGAUUUUGGAAUUCUUGAAUUUCCAUGUUAUAAAAGUGUACGGUUUAUCGAUUGCUUUAUCGGUGAGUCGGUUAUCUGGUGAUUCUUGUGGAAUGAAGUGUUUUUAUCGCGAAGGGGCUAGGCAAGCGAUGUUUUGGGUCGCGGUUAGUCAGUCGGCAGCUCGAUGCCGGUCGGUGUGGCAGUGUCGUGCGUAGCGUUCAAUAAUGGCCGGCAGGAUGCUAAAGUUCAUCCGAGGGAAGGGCCAGCAGCCCUCCGCCGAGAGACAGAAGCUCCAAAAUGAACUGUUCGCCUUCCGCAAGACAGUACAACAUGGCUUCCCACACAGAGCGUCCGCCCUGGCAUGGGAUCCUCUCCUACGGCUCGCGGCCCUCGGCACCGCUAGCGGCGCCCUGAAGGUGUACGGGCGGCCCGGCGUGGAGCUAUACGGACAGCACACAAACCCCGACGCAGCCGUCACCGCCAUACACUUCAUACCCGGCACCGGCCGCUUAAUAUCCUUAUGCGACGACAACAGCCUCCACCUAUGGGAGAUCACAGAGAAAUCCCUAGUGGAGCUAAAGUCCCACCUGCUCGAAGGCAAGAACAAGAAAGUCUCGGCGCUAUGCGUCGAAUCUUCAGGCAAGAACGUGCUUCUCGGAACAGAGGGCGGGAACAUAUAUACGAUAGACUUGACCACAUUCGCCAUCAACGAAGAUGUUAUAUAUCAGGAGGUUGUUAUGCAAAACUGUCCAGAAGACUUUAAAGUGAACCCCGGUGCAGUAGAAGCCGUUUGCGAACACCCAAAGUCGCCAGCUCGCAUCCUCAUUGGCUACAGCAGAGGACUGGUGGUGUUGUGGGACAGAGCUAACUCUGCACCCACACAUACGUUCGUGUCCAACCAGCAGCUUGAGAGCUUGUGUUGGAAUGAUGACGGUGACCACUUCACGUCAUCUCACAACGACGGCUCAUACGUCACAUGGGAGGUCGGCGGCGGCGCCAGCGACCGACCACUGAAGGAGCCCGUCACACCCUACGGACCCUACCCUUGCAAAGCCAUUAGCAAGAUCCUGAACAGAACUAGUGUUACUGGGGAAGAGAUCACUAUAUAUGCUGGCGGCAUGCCCAGAGCGUCAUAUUCAGACAAAUACACAGUAACAGUACAGCAAGGCGAAAAACACGUCGCGUUCGAUUUCACCAGUCGGGUAAUAGACUUCUUCACAACAUCGGCGGUGCCGCCAGAUGGCGCGCCGCUACAAGAGCAGCGGCCCGACACUCCCGCGCAGCUGUUCGCGCAGACUGUCAACCAAGUUGCAGCUGCUCUGGUGGUGCUAGCAGAGGAAGAGUUGGUAGUCAUCGACUUAUGUGACUCCCGUUGGCGACCAUUACGGUUACCGUACCUCGUGUCCAUCCACGCGUCCGCCGUAACAACAGCCCAGCUCGUCGACAACGUCGCCUCCAACGUGUACGACAACAUCGUGGCGGCCGGGCAACAGCAAACCGAGAACAUAUACUCGCCGGGCGCGUGGCCCAUCUCGGGCGGCUUGCUGGCGGGCGCCUCGCCGCCGGCCGAGCGGCAGCUGCUGCUGACCGGCCACGAGGACGGCUCCGUGCGCUUCUGGGACGUCACCGGCGUCGCCAUGACGCCGCUCUACAAGUACACCACCGCUCAGCUUUUCAGCGGUGAAGAAAUCGGCGAGACCAAUGACAGUCAAACAGACGAGGAAGAAUGGCCGCCCUUCAAGAGAGUGGGCACGUUCGACCCGUACAGCGACGACCCGCGGCUGGCUGUCAAACGGGUGAUCCUUUGCCCAUUAUCGGGCAUGUUGACUAUCGGCGGCGCGGCAGGACACAUCGUCAUCGCCAGUCUGAAAACAUCCUCCAACACCGCUGAAGUAAAGUCGGUGUCAGUGAACAUCGUGUCGGAUCGCGAUGGAUUCGUGUGGAAGGGCCACGACCAGCUCACGCUACGCGCCGGCACACUCACAUUCCCACAGGGUUACCAGGCGACGUCGGUGGUGCAGCUGUCGCCGCCGGCGGCGGUGACGGCGCUGGCGGCGCAGUGGGAGUGGGGCGUGGUGGCGGCGGGCACGGCGCACGGGCUGUGCGCGCUCGACGCCGUGCAGGCGCGCCAGCUCGCCGUCAAGUGCACGCUCAACCCGCACGACCACUCAGGCGCAGGCGACACGCCCAUCUCCCGCCGCAAGUCAUUCAAGAAGUCGCUGCGAGAAUCCUUCCGGCGACUCCGCAAGGGCCGCUCUCAGCGCCGCGCCACCACCGCCACCAGUCCUGCCUCGCCGGCGCAGCCCGCCAAAAAACCGAUACCGUCGCCAGUAGAAGAAGCAGACGUGAAACCAGUGGAGCGGGCAGUCGAGGCGAGAUCCAACGACGACGGCUUUGGAUCCAUGGUGCGGUGUCUAUACUUCGCACGGACGUUCCUCAUCAACACACAAAGCUCGACACCCACACUCUGGGCCGGCACCAACAACGGCACCGUGUACGCGUUCACGCUCAGCAUCCCAAACACCAACAAAAGGAAAGAAGAACAGGUGACGUGCACGCUGGCGAAAGAGAUCCAGCUCAAACAUCGCGCGCCCGUCAUAGGCAUCACGGUACUCGACGGCGCCGCCGUGCCGCUGCCGGAUCCUUUAGAGGUGGAGCGAGGCGUGGCAGCUUUGCCGGAACCGGGCACGCACCGCGUGUGCAUCACGUCGGAGGAGCAGUUCAAGGUGUUCACGCUGCCGUCGCUCAAGCCGCACCACAAGUACAAGCUCACGGCGCACGAGGGCGCUAGGGUGCGGCGGACAGCGUUCGCGUGGUUCGAGUGCGCCGGCGCGGGCGGGGCGGCGCACCGCGAGUGGUGCCUGCUGUGCCUCACCAACCUCGGCGACUGCCUGGUGCUGAGCCCCGAGCUGCGCCGCCAGCUCAACGCCGCCGCCGUCCGCAAGGAGGACAUCAACGGCAUUUCAAGCCUGUGCUUCUCGAAGCGAGGCGAAGCUCUCUACCUGCACUCGUCGUCGGAGCUCCAGCGGAUCACGCUCUCCGCCACUAAGGUGACGAUAGCGCAUUGCCAAGUGUUGCUGGCGCCCUGGGCGGUGGAGCUGCGGGGGCCGGCCGAGGAGGCCCCGCUAACUAACGGAGAACACAGGGAAGAGGCAGUAGAAGCGCCUCACGACGUGACAGCCGCGUCGGCCGACAUCACCGUGGACUCUGUGCGCGACCACACCGCGCAGCCCGAGCCAGAGCUCAACAUUAACCUGCAGAACUCGCAAGUGAACACCAGCUCCAUGGUGGUGAAGACCAGUACGCGGACGGCGGUGAACGAGAACAGCGCGGAGAACGGCACCGCGACCACCACGACCACCACCGUCACCGAGAACAUCCUAGAACACAAUCGCGAGGAAGGAGUCAUCACCCGUAUCGAGACGGGCACCGUGACCGUCCCGGCCGGGACUGACCCCAAACUCAUCCUCGAGAUGUUCGACCGCCAGCGCGAGCCGCUCGCCGUGCCCGUCGCGCCCGCCGGCGCCGACACCAACUAGGAAACAUCGAUGAACAAAAUACCGACAUCGAUAAAAAUCUAAUUACGAUCAGCCCUAGCGUUUACAAGUCAGAUGGAUACCAGCCGUGUGGAUCGUUGCUUGUUCGACAGACGAUUCUAUUCGUAUUCAGGGUCGAUGUUUUCAUGAAAUGCAUUAGUGAGAGAGAAUAUUAAUUAUUCUAAUAAUGUAACUGCGUGUUUUAAAGCAUUGAGUUAUAAUUACUAUAGAGAAACCAAACGAUGAAAUAGUUGCAGUCGCAACUUGUACCACGCGACCAAAACGUCGUAAGCGCCAGUCAUGGCGCUUAUGGCGCAAAAUACUGGUUCUCUAUGCCGGUUCUCUACGUAGUAAUAAUAGUUCAAUGAUUUAAAGGAACGUGAUGUGUUAAGACCCAUUGUUACAAUUUGAUCUUUUAUAAUAUAACCAUACCUAUUUCAACAAGUGGAAAGUGUAAGAAAUAUACCUUAUUAUAUUGAAAUAAAGUCCACAAUUAUCAGUAUAUUUAUGUCACGGGUUAUUUGUGUAACAACGGUGAAAAUAUACAGAUCGUAUAUAAAUUGUUCUUAAAAAAUUACGUAAUACAUAUUACAUAACAUAGCCAUAUUUGUCAUUUCCAAAUGUUUUGGUUAUAUUAUAAAAUAUCAAUUACAAUAUUACUUAUGGUAUUUUAAAUAGCUUCUACCGUCUUAAAAUGGUUCGAGAGUUCGAGCAUUAUAAUUUUGCACCGUCAUCUUUACCAUUGACAAUCGCUGACUACUUUUGGCUUCAAAUAUAAUUAUAACAAAAACAAGACAAGCAACUUCUUAACUUGUUUAUAUAUUUCCACAAAGUAUAAGUUUUGGCGGUUAGUUUGAGUAAAGAGUUAUAAUAUGCAUUGUUUUGAAACUUAUUUAUAAUUAUUUCGCGUUUUAACCUUUUUAGAGGCAAGGCACACAAGUCUAAAGACUCAUAAAACGAAUGCCUAUAUUUUAAUUUAAUUAUUUUCUAACAAUAUUCUUUAAUAAAUUAAUAAUUUGUAUUACAUGUUUCAAAGUUUGUGUCUUUAUUUUUCUGUUUUUCAGCAUAAAUAAUAAUUCAACUAAUUGCUACUCUUACUGCCAUUGUAUUCCCUUUUUCUGAAAUAAUUUCCUACCGAUAUUUAGAACCAUAAUUUUAAGAAUUUCCGCAUUUUAUUAUUAUUCAAAGUUUCAACUAGUUGUAUAUUAUUGUUUUGUAUAUUAUCGGUAGUAUUAUUUGACGCAAUGUAUAGUUAAACUUUGCCUGUGUGUUUCUCGUUAAGCUUUCGGUGUAUUUUUUGUUGAAACCGGCAUUUACAUGUACUUUUAAUUUCGAAAUACACUCAAACUUGUACUUAACAUUGUAUGAAACCUCAGACAGGUUAUUUAUGAAUUUACCCUCAAAAUACACCGGUUGGACGUUUAUUUGCAGUGGCGUAGCUAGGCAUGGCCGAACGCCCCCUCCCCACGACCUGGCACGCACAGGUGCGUCGCAAAACCAACCCCUUUUAUUACCUUGGGAAUACACAUUGAAAAAAUAGGGCCUCGGAGGUGGAAAUUCGCCCACGGCUAUAGUCUUUAACGCUGCGCCAUUGAUUAUUUGAGUACAAAACCGAGCCAUAGCAACGUACGUUGUACUGCAACCUGCAAUGAGAUUGUGGAUUGUCUAAUAUUUAUAGUUAAGGACAUGUGAAUUGAUGUACCAAUCUAGUUAAGUUUAACUUCGGACAUUCAGAGUGAAUGCGAUGUGCCUAUUUAUUUCUUUUUUAUAAUGAGAAUUGUAUUUAGGUGAAUAGUUAAUAAAGUUUUUUGACAAAUAGGUAAUGACUAGAGUAUUUUAUUAUAGUUAGCGUUUAAGUUCCCAUGUCAAAUCAGAGCAAAACCACGUUUUUAUUGUCAAUUUUAAAAAUUAAGCUUUUACAUAGCGUUUACUGCGGAUUCGAUUGUAUAUUCAGUAAAUAAUAAUUUUAUUAAAUUAUAAUGAAUGGAAAGUUUUAUGCAAUAUUUUUUUAACUUUUUUUGUAGAGAUUUUUUAAUUUUAUAUUUACUGUUUUGCGAUUUUAACACUUUGUACCUUAUUCGACUUGAUUCGGUGUCGUAGCGACCGGCCGCGCUUACAGUUCACCCACUAAAUAUAAGUUACAAUACAACAAUCAUAUUUAUUUUGUUCGCAUAAAACGUUCUCUUAAAAUAGUUACAGCCACAGGAGAUCAUUUCGCGCGUUAAUAACGCCUCAUGAUUGGCUGAAACAUUGCGUCAAGAAAUAUUUAGUAUCUGUGCUUUUUGUAACUUAUAUGUGGUAACACUGUGCGCGGCUGUGCGAGGAGCGCCGAGCGAGGCAGCUGGCGCGCGCGAGCGAGACAACAUCACAAUGUGAUAAGGGGUUGAGCUUUCUAAAAUAUAUCCUUAUUUCUAGCGUAAGUUGGUCACUUAGGUCUUUAUAAGGUAGACGGAAUAUAUUUCCCACAUGAUUUUGAACUUUAUUUCAAAGUGAUAGGGUUCAAUUUUGCGUAAAUUCUGAAACCCUUAUAAAGGCUUAAACUACGUGAUGGAGUAGCCGAAGCUUUUUUACUGUACAAUCUUCUCUAGCAUGGCAUUUUUAAAUAUUUGAUACGGCAAUUUGUAUCCAAUGUUCUUACGCAAAAUAAAUGCUAAGAUUUAA